AUGUCUUCCGCAAACCCAACACCAGCCCAAGAGGAGUUUCAAGAGCUCUUGAACAAGAACGCAGGAAGCGACAGCCCCCGAGUACACCCUGAGGACAAAGACGACUACCGUCGAGACAACGACAGCGAAGAAGACGAAGAGGAUCGCUACCUCAACGAACAGAUAGACGCCGCCAUGCGUAUGCCCAGUCUCAAGGGCCCUUCGGAGGGUGGCAACUUCAAACUGCCUCCGGCUGCCUUCGACUCUGGACGCGCCACCGGUGUCAAGGGUGUCAUUGCAGAUGCCAGAGCCUACGAGGAGGCACGCCAGACCAGGUGGAGGGAUAAGAUCCGGGCCGCCAGGCGAUCAGUAUUCGGCGUGAACAACGUCAAGUCCGGCUCCAAUAGCCAAAGCGAGGACAGUGAGGGCGAGUUUGAUGCGGACGAGGAGUCCUUUCUCCAGCAAUGGCGGGAUGCCAGGCGGCAAGAGCUUGAGCAAGAGGCAAAGAGUGGUGUCCGCAAUCGCAGAACCAGCCCGAGUCUGCGCAUGUUUGGCCGCAUGGACACGGUCGACGCUCUCGGCUAUCUUGACGCGAUUGAGAAGGUUGGCAGAGAGACGGUCGUUGUGGUAUUUGUUUACGACCAUGAGUGUCAAGUGUCAAGUCUCAUCCACGAGGCAUUGCGGCCACUGGUCACCGAGCAUCCAUACAUUCACUUUGUCAAGAUUCACUACGAGGACAUUGAGUUUGACAAUGCUGCCGUGCCUACUAUUCUCGCCUACAGGAACCAAGGAGAUCUCUUUGCCAACAUGACCGGUAUCAUUGACAUGAUUCCAGAGGAUGAGGAUUUCGAUACGGACUCGCUCAAGAAGGUCUUUCAGAAGAACGGCGUUCUAUGA
Molecule: messenger RNA, 876 nt
Organism: Pestalotiopsis fici W106-1
Lineage: Eukaryota; Fungi; Ascomycota; Sordariomycetes; Amphisphaeriales; Sporocadaceae
Exons: 2
Coding region: 1-876 (291 amino acids)
Biological process (GO): regulation of G protein-coupled receptor signaling pathway
Source: RefSeq, a predicted model, not a curated record